CAAAAUCGAGGAAAUCGUCCGGUCCGGAGACGUGGUAGAGAAAAGAAAUAGAGGGGAUUGUCAGUGUCAGUGCAGAAGCGGGAUUUCCUUUAGAUGUUAAGUCCAGGCCGAGGUUCCAGUUCGUGACGAGAUAACAGCAGAUUCACUCCCUCAAAAUGCUAUACCACACCCUCCUCCCCCUCCUGCUCUUGACCUUAUCGGCAACCACAUCCCCCCUCCCCACCCUCACCCCCCGAACAACCUGCUACUCAGGUUUCUACAUCAUCGUAGCCCGCGGCAGCAACGAAGCAGCCGGUGAAGGCGAACCAGGAAAAGUCGCAACAAUGAUCGAAGCCCGCGUCCCGAAUUCCGGUUCCGUGGCUGUAGACUAUCCCGCGAAAAUUAUUGACUUGAGUGGAAGUUAUCCUGUUUCUGUGAUUAAAGGGAUAAAUGACACGAAGACGAAGAUUCAGGAGUAUGUUGAGGAGUGUGGAGAGGAUGCGAGGAUUGUUUUGCUUGGGUAUAGUCAAGGGGGAAAUGUCAUGACGGAUGUUCUGGCUGGUGGUGUUGGUAAGCCUGCUCCAUUGGCGGAGGAGUAUAGGAACAACAUCAAAGGCGUCGCAGUCUUCGGAGACCCGACUUUCACAGCAAAACAAUCAUUCGACGCGGGAACUUCCACCAAAGACGGAAUCUUCGCCAGACGCGGAUCGAGUUUGACGUUGCUGAAUACUUACGCUUCUGUGCUUCAAAGCUAUUGUGAUGCGAAUGAUUUCUUUUGUGCGAGUGGGGGUAGUUUGGAUGUGCAUUAUGCUGAGGUUGAUAAUCAUGCGCAGGCGGCGACGGAUUUUAUUGCUAGCAAGGCGUAG
Messenger RNA from Pseudocercospora fijiensis CIRAD86, 845 nucleotides. Its product is annotated as carbohydrate esterase family 5 protein. Lineage: Eukaryota; Fungi; Ascomycota; Dothideomycetes; Mycosphaerellales; Mycosphaerellaceae. The record is from RefSeq and is a predicted model, not a curated record. The coding region runs from base 156 to 845 and encodes 229 amino acids. The transcript has 4 exons. Gene Ontology annotation, molecular function: hydrolase activity.